Pocillopora meandrina is the source of this 13410-nucleotide messenger RNA. The record is from the annotation of a GenBank genome assembly. NCBI's taxonomy places the organism in Eukaryota, Metazoa, Cnidaria, Anthozoa, Scleractinia, Pocilloporidae.
AUGGAAUGGCAAAGUUUUCCUGUGCCAUGUGCUCACAUCGAUGCCGAGGAAAGCGGAUACCGAAUUUCCAUGGAUCAACUUUUUUAUAAUCUAGAUGGACUCCUCAAAAGAGACAUGAACGAUUGUUUGUCAAAACAACUCAACGGAUUCUUCAACAAACACGCAAGAAUAUACCAAUUUGGACCAAGUAAUCAAAGAGAUAGGGUUAAUCUCAGAGCUGGACAAGGUUUUCGAAAGAAGGACGAAUACAAAACACUUCAAGAAAGUUGUUUCAGCCCGUUUGCUCGUACAAGUCAAAGCGCAUCGGUUCACAAGCCGUCAAAUUUGCGUUUCAAAUCAACACGCUUGCGUAAUGGUAUAUCCUCCGCUCCGUCAAGAAACGGGUUUUCGCCAAAUAGACUGAUCAGACCGCCUAACAUUCCUUCAAAACCUCCCAAUAACACGUCAAAUGAAAGAAAGCGACGUCAAUUUAAAUUGGAAGGACUUGCCUCAUCUUCAGAAGCCGAAGCCCCAAGCGAUCUGUUGCCAAGCAACGGCUGGUGGAGAACGAAUAGAAAAGGCACGUGCGGCAGCGAUUCCGAAACAGAUUCGGAGGUCAACAGUGAAGUUGAAAACAGUGAACGUUUCGAUCUAGAAAAAAAAAACGAUGGGUCUAUCCAACGAUAUUCUUUGGAUACGCAAGAUAGUUCUAAAAGUCGUCAGUCGUCAAUUAGUUCACUAGGUUCGGAACUAAGUGACAACGAAUCAAAACCUCAAGCAAAGGAGAGUUCCACUCCCUGUCUACCCUCAAAAAUCCAAAAAGGGUCAAUUAGAGAAAUAAGUGGAGAAUUGAAAACUUCGUCUUUCUUUCAUUUAACGAGUGGGCCUGGCAACGAAAGUGAACCAAAAGAUGAAAGAUACCUGGAGUCCAGACCACCACAUCCUACUCCGGAUCUUGACGAAAAAAACUGUUCUGAAAGCAAAUCUCUGUCGCCCUUAAAUAUAUCUCCAAGCCUUUUUAUAACGGCAGAAAAGUUUGACGAUGACUUGAAAUUAGAUUCCAAAGAAUUAUUUAAUAAUAGGUUUUACAAUUCAACAAGUCGAGUUAAUUAUAGUAAUUUAGCGACAUUUAUGCAAAAUAGUGCGCGUCUUGAUCAAGAACCAAUAAGUAGAGAAGAGAAUUUUCAGAGGAGCGUCGAUAAAUACCGAAAAGUAUCAUGUGCUUUUCCUAGAGUUAGGGAAAGCAAGAAUGGCUCAAAGAACCACAGGGCUGUUCCGGUAAGUCUCCAAAAGCGAGCAGUCCAAAAUCGCCCAAACACCGCUAAGUUACCUGCAAGAUUAAGGCUCAAACACAGAGGAAGUCCCUUCACAAAGUUUACAAAAGCUACAGAAGAGACAGGACCAAACGAGCGGAUUUUACCUACGACUUUACAUAAGUCAGCGGAAACAUCGUAUUCCGUGAUGUCCCCAUAUAUGGCGAAUGUAGUGUGGUCUGUGAUGAGUGAUGAAAAAGUAGUUUGAUUCAAGAGAAUUUGUAGAAAUCGAUGGAAAUGUGACAACAAGCAAAAAAUACAAACAAAUAGGGAAACCGUCAAACAUGGCAACAUUAUACACUGAAAUCAAUACGUAAAUAAGUAAGCAGGUAAAUGAAUAAAUAGAUUCAAUAAAUUUUAAAAGAAAAUCAAGAUACUGGUGGCAGUCCUGUACUAUACUGGAUGUUAAAAUGUCUGGAAAAUACAUAUACCUUGAUUGCAGUCGUAUUCUGUAAUAACUUGCGACUAAACUGCCCUCAAUACAUCAUAUUACUUUCACGAGCGCAAAAACUAGCAUGAAAACUGGCUGCAGUCGAUAAUUAUCCAACGUAGGACUUUGUUUUCCGUUCCUAAAACGUCCGUUUGUGUGUGUGAUCUUCAAUAAAGAAUUAGCACUAGCUCUCAUUAAAUAGAUUUACUUACCUAGUAUCAUUCUGUGAAUUCUAUAACCUUUAAUAGAGUCUGUCUGUAAGCCAUGCACAUUAGCUAACAAUGUGGUUUAAAGUUGGUACAAUUCUUGUCAAUUACCUUUCUGCCUGAAAUCGUCAUCCUUCUUGCAAAGAAGCCGUCGAUUAGGGAAUAUCCGUCAGGCUCCCUCAGGCGGCCUAAGAGAAACCAAGCAAUGAACUGGGAACGAAUACCUCUUUGCAUACCUUAUAAUUCUCUGUGUCGCUUUAUGAAGCUUACACAACAAAGUAAAUCGGUUUGUGAGUUGGGAAGAACGCGGGAAUCUGCCCUAUCUGAUUUUCUCACCGAAGGUUAUUAUUAUUUUUACUAAAGAACGUUUGUAAAUUCUUUCUUGACUUACUUUCCUGUCAAGAAGUAUUUUUUCUUCUAGUUUCUGGCCCAAAUUGGACCUGAAUCAGAAAUAUUGCCACAAUUGCCCUGUUCUGACUAAUAUGUCACAUUGGUCUUCGACAUUUUGGGGGAGCACUGCGGGUUUACUCGGCGAGGACGAUGAAGCAGAGGCUGGCGAUGCCGAACAACAAGUACGUAUAUGUAAGGGUAAGGGGUUAAAGUGUAAUUGCUGUAAUUUGGAUGUUGCUAUGCAAGUGGCCAGAUCUCAUGAGACGGGCGUAUUUAAACCUGUAAAUUAGAAGAGGCGCGUGUUCGUAGGGGUGAGAGGGGUGAUGAGGGGUGAAGGGGGGAAAGGAGGUCAUAGAAAAUAUAUCAAUCUUGUCCUGAUAAAAAAAAAAAUACCCUAUCUUAACGACGUUCAUCUGUCUGACUUAAUUCUAGACACUUCUAACGUUUCCUUGUAAGACCUUAGAAACUGCUCCUUACCCCUUUUUUAUUCCAUUAAUCAGCUGGUGAAACCUAGAAAUUAUUUUGUUUUGAUAGACAUCCUGGGAUAACAAAGACAGCCUUAUAUUGGUAAUUGAUUGCUCAAAGGAAAUGCUUCUAUAUUCCAGAGAUGAGAUCCCUUUCCAGUUGUGCGUUAAGGUAACUACCUUGUAACAUCAUCAUACAAAAAUAUAAAUAAAGCUAUUUGUUACCCAGAGAGCUUCUGAAUUGAUUCAUUAAGAUCAUGAUAGGAUUUAUCUCAAAUGAUUUUUAAGCCUCUCACUAAUUUAUUUUGCUUUAUUUAGUGUGCCAUUAGCAUCCUUAAGCACAAGAUCAUUAGCAGUGACAAAGAUCUGAUAGGUGUAGUGUUCUAUGCAACUGUAAGUACAAGGAAAAAACUCAUUUUUUGUCUUUCAUUUAAUAAUCCACUUUUUCUCUGAAUUGGUUGGCCUCAAAAAAAUGAUUUUAUUCAUUUUAUUUUACCAGGAGAAAAGCAAAAAUUCAAGUGAUUUCAAGCAUGUUUACAUUUAUCAGGUGACUGUUCUGACCCUAAUUGUCAACAUGCAAACAUAUCUCUUUGGAUACUUAAUUGCUGUUAAAUGUACUUUUCAUUAAAAAUCGAUGAAAGUUGUCAACUUAGGUAUAGCUUUUUCUGUUAUUACUACAGAACAUGGUCUUAAAUCAUUAUUUUACCUCCUUUUUGUAGCAGCUGGAUCUCCCAGAUGCUCAGUGUAUUCUUGACCUUGAAAAAUUUCUAGAAGGUUAGCAAAUAAAGUUAACCCUUUUAUCCAUAAGAGUGACUAGCAUCUAUUUUUCCUCACAGUAUCACCUCUCAGUUGAACAUCCAGGUCAUGAGAAUAAAAGAAAUGAUUACCUACUAAAGUAGCUCUUGAUUGUUAAACAAAUUCCUCUUGUCAACACCAUGUGAAAUGUGUCAGUAAGAGUAUGGAGAAUAUGCAUACUGAUAUAAAAGUGUAGAGGGUUAAUGAAUCAUAUGUAGGAAUGAGUAAUGAUGUAAAGUUCCCUAAAAAGAACUUAUUGAGGAUUGGUAUAUGAUUUAAUUCUGUAGUAGAGCUAUGCAUUUGUUGAAAGAAAUUCCUGAGUUUUAGAAGAAUCUCUUCCCCAUUCAGCAUUUCUGUCACCUUGAACUUCUGAUUUAUCCAUCAUUUUUCAGAUGACAGUUGUGAUGACUUUGGAAACACAUUCGGACAUAACAGUGGAUUUUCUCUGAAUGAUGUUUUGUGGACUUGUUCCAAUAUGUUUUCAAAUAGGUAAAUAAAGGCAUAAUGCAAAUGUUGACAGAAAAAGGAUUCAAAUAGUAUUUUUAUUGCAAAUAUUGUCAGAUGAUACCCAAGCAGUUACACUAUCUGGCAAAGCAAGAAACUUUCUUUUCAGCUCAGUUGUUCCUUCAGACAAGUGCAGUGUUUAUUUUUACUUGUCCCAACCAAAAUCCUGCAUGUUGGAAAAAACCCGAUAGCAACUGGGUAAGAGGUGAAAUUUGCCUAAAAAUCAACGGCCACAUUUCAACUACCAAAAUCAGACACAUGUAACUUACCCAAACUGAUAUUUUGUUUGCCAUCUGUAAGCAAUACUUAUUUUUAUGGACAGCAGAGAUUUGUAAUAUAUUGAACAAUGAUUUAUUGUAUUUCAGAAGUCAGGUAAAAGAAAACAUUUACUGCCCAUUUCUGUGUGGUCCGUUUAGACAAAUGAAAUCAUGAUAAUUUUUCUUGUCCGAAUGAAAAUGUUUGUUGUCCCAGAUGUUUGGAUGGCCCAAGUUUCCUGCCUGGCUAUUAUUAAGUAAAAUAGCCAAUAAAUCAGAGGUCAAUAUUGAAUACUCUUACCCAGUUUAUGUAAUAUCUCCUAUUUAAUUUUGGUAACAAUCCAUUGCAUGUAUUUUUCUUUUCAGUUGUCAAAAAAUAGGCCACAAACGAAUCAUGUUAUUUACCAACAAUGAUAAUCCCCAUGCUGGGAAUCUUGCUCUCCAGGUAAGAUUUUUCUCUUUUUUCCUAUUUUCAUUUUUCCUGUUGUAUAUAAUCAUAUAUUCUUAUCAUCCAGGAGAAGGAAGUCCUGAAUAGAUAGUGCAUGGCUAAUUAUGGAUGAAGUUUUGACAACCACAAUAGAACUCAUUAUCACUUGACCCUCAUGAUGACUUACUAUCAGCUUGUCAAAAUGUUGGUCACUGCUACCAACAACAAUCUUUUUUAGGACUACCCUCAUUUGGAUGCUCAGAUGGCACAAUCAAUUGUAACUCCUGGGUUAAACUAUUUACUGAAACUCUUUUGUUUUGGUUACGCUAAUCUGUUUGAUUUUGUAGACAGAUACAGACACCUUACAUGUUGGUUUAGUAUAUAACAUGCCAAGAUAUUUUUAGAGUUGAGUUAUAUUUUUCUGACCCUGGUCAGGGAGAGGAAAUAUACGAGCAAUGAACAAAAUGCCUGCUUGCAUUGUAUCUAAACCAUAGAAUAAGGGAUUUAUUAUUCCACUAUUAUUUCACUAUUUUAAGUAUAUAUAGACUUCUAGUUAGGGAACUACAUGCACUGGUCCAACUGAGCUUAGUAUCCUUGAAACAUGAAAACAAUGUAACAUUAAUCAAAAUCAUGGGAGUGUUUUUGUGACUAACAAGAAAAACUGAUGCCCUUAAAAGUGUGUUGCUUUAAAGAUCAAGCCUAAAAAAUGGAAGAGAACCAAAGUUUGAACCAUUCAAUGCAGCCAUUUUUUUGCUCAGCCUUCCCUCCAUAUUUUCACUAUGUUCUACAGUGUAAUACUGUGGCAUAUUUUGCACAUCCAGAUGUCCUAAUUUGGUAAAAUGGCAAAUUAGUGAAAUAUUAUAACCCUCAUGACCCUUUAAACAGCUUCUGAGUUUGAAUGUCAAAUUCUCUGUUAUAGAUGAUGCAUUAAAAUAUUUUUGUGGGGAGAAGUUGUUUGUUACUAAGUUAUGGAAUUGAAAGGAUCAAUAGUGAUCGAUUUAAUAACAUUGAUCUCCUUUCCUCUAAUUCUUUUUCAGAGACAAGCCAAGACAAAAUCAAGAGUAAGAUUUUAUUUUUGAUACAAUCAUGUAUUUCUGCUCACUCUUUCAUUUAAACCUUUCACUCCCAAUAUCUCAAAUAUAGUAAUUUUUUUCACUCUGUUGUACAAUUUGUAUAAGGUAAGUUCAGAGGAUUGGUUUUGGAUCAAUUACAUAUAGCUGAAUUGAUAUUUUUCUUUAUUCUCAUCUUCUUGAUAUUGUAUCGAUAUUGUAAGGAGAAAUUUUGUCUGACAGUCACUCAUGAGAGUUAAAGGGUUAAAUGGUUGCAUUGUAGUUCAAAAGAUAAUGGUAACUGAUACUGAAAUAUAAAAUGUAAUGUAGAUCAAUUUAUUUUAGGAUUUGAAUGAAAUUGGUAUUGCAAUUGAACUGAUGCACAUUCAGCCUCCAGACCAUGCUUUUGAUUCAAGUCUUUUUUACCAGGUACAUUGUGGUAUUUGUACUAUUAGUGUUUAUUUUAAGAUGCUAUUCGCAUAACUUGGAUUCCCUUUCCUCUUCACCCAGUUAGUUGUCCUUAGUUUGAAUUAAAGAGAGCCCAGCUUCUUCUUUUAUUUUAAAGUUGCUGUCUUCUUAUUAUCAAAAUGGUGGGUUGUUGAUAAAUUCUUGAUAUGCCACUACAUCACUGUGGGAGAUGAGGUGGUCUAAUGACAGUAGACUGGACUCUGGGUUGAGGGAUUUGAGACCUGGCUGGGUCAAUGUGCCAUGUCUUUAUGCAAAACUCUUUACUUUCACAGUGCAUCUCUCCACCCAGGAGUAUAAAUGGGUACUGGCAAAUUGUCAGGGAAGCCUGAUGAAAUGCUGAGGGGGUCACCUUGAGAUUGAGGGAGGAGUAGUUAUACUUCUGGUCACUUCAGGCCAUGGAAACUGGGAUAAGCUUGUCACUUGGUUUGCAUACCAUUAACUGUGCUUUGAAUUCAAAGGUCUGAGGUUUGAUUACUCACAGAGGACUCAGAAUUUUUCCUUUUUCCCACACUUGUGACAAGACAAAAACAUCUUUCUCCAUUGCUGAGUUAUUCUGACUGCCUAGGAUUGUUACACACAGCCAAAGUUUCAAUUUUUUUCCUUUGUAUCGUUACUUUGAAUGAUUUGGCAACUGCUCAGGAUGUAAUACAAAUGGAUGAUGAUGAGGGAGGGAUUUUGCCAGAUCCUGCUGAGAAGUUUGAGGAACUACUAACCAGGUGAAUUGUAAAGAAAAUUUCUGUUGAAUUUGGUUUUCCUGACAAGUGUUUGGCUUUGAUAUUAACCCAUUGACUCCUAAAAGUGGCUAGCAUCUAAUUUCUCCUCAUAAUAUCACCCCUGAAUCAGGCAUUAAGGUCAUGAGAGUAAAGGAAAUGGUUAUCAACUGAAGUAGCUCUUGAUUGUUGUCUGGAGAAAAUGAUUUGAAUUCUUUUAUUUUAUUUUAUUUUUUUUUAUUUUUUUUUUCAUUCCUUGUAACAGAGUGCAAAAGAAAGAGCAUAAGAAAAGACCAUUAGCAACUCUUCCAUUUAUGCUGGCUGAUGGAAUUGAGCUUGGAGUGUCUGUGUAAGUUCCUGGUUAUGCUGUGGUUGAAGCUUACAUCCUACUUGCCCUUGUUAUCGAACCUCUUUUACAGAGACCAUAAAUAUGAUGAAGUUUAAAUUGAAUGUCAAGGAAGGAUACAUGUCUUGUUCAUCUGGAAUAAAAGGAAAAAUGAGUCGAACUCAUUGUUCAGGUCCUGUAUACCAACCAACUGGUACCUUAGAAACUCUUAUUAACUGAGGUUGAGGUCAUUACUGUAAGUUGUGGACCACUUUUUUUUUUUCACCUUGGACUUACGGCACCUGCAUUCCAUAAACCUUAGCAAAAAUUAUUAAGGUUUUGUAACUUACAGUACGGACCGAGAAAACAAGGUUGGUAAGGUAGUUAUCAUAUCUCAGGGUUCAAAUGGAGGGAGACGAUUUCACUUUGGACAAACUUUUGAAUUGGGCGGGCCUUACAGAACUGUGAAAUACCACCAACUAAAUUAACCAAUCACAGCACACAAUAUACUUACUGAGAGAUAUAAUUAGUAAGUUUAUUUCAAUUCAUAUAAUUUGUGUUAUUUUUACAGAUACAAUCUUUGCAGACCAGCAACAAAAUCCAGUUAUGUUAACCUAGACAGUCAUACGAAUGAAGAAGUGAAAAUACACACCAAAUAUAUAUGUGUGGUGGGCUUUUUUAUGCACUUUGCUUUGAAAUUCAUGUAAAAAUACUUAUUUCUUGCAGUUAACAUGAAAUAUGAUAUUUGUUUAUGAACCUCAUCAUGGAUUAUAUGUUAAAUCAGUUGUCAACGCUUAUCUUCAAUUGAAAUUUAUUUACAAAUCUUCAGUUUGAAUUAAUCUUACCUUUCUUUAGGAUACUGGCAGAGAUCUAAUGCCAACAGAUAUAAAGCUUUAUCAGAUGUUUGGAGGUGAAAAAGUAUGUGAAUUUUGUUUAUUGUUUUUUCGGUUUGUUUGUUUUUUUCUUGGCGGGGGGGGGUUAACAAUGGUUAAAAAAAAGGGAAUUUUGUUUAUUACCUUAAGAAAUUAUUAUCAACUAGACAUUGCAAUACACUGCAUUGUUUUAUCAUUGUUAUAUUUGUGCAAUGAGUUUUAGUCCAAUUGCUGAAUUUCAGGUUAUCUUUGAGAAAGAGGAGGUGGCAGAAAUGAAAAGCUUUGGCAGCCCAGGUAAUUUCAGUUACAAAUUUCCAACCUGCAUAUACAAGAAACUUGUUUCCACUAACCAGAUUGCUUUAAAUACCUCUUUCUAAGUAAAAUUAAGUUUGAGGUCCCUACUGUAAGUUAUGGAUCAAGUUUUUUCAUCUCUGAUUUAUGGCCUGCAUGUUUUGUGAUUGGGCCAUAAAUCAAAGCAGAAAAAAGGAGGCUCUAUCACUUACUGUGUGGAAUUAGAAAAGGAGGUUAACCCUUUAAACCCUAAGAGUGACAAGCAUCCAAUUUCUCCUUACAAUAUCACUCCUGAAUCACACAUUAAGGUCAUGAGAAUGAAGGAAAUGGUCACUUGGAAGGAACCUUUUGAUUGGCAAACAAAUUCUCCUUGUCAGCACCUAGGAAAUGUAUAAAGAACAGUGUGACGAAUAAUAUGUUCACUCAUGUUAGGGUGUAAAGGGUUAAUGAGAUAAUAAUUAUAUUUGUGGGCUCAAACAGAGAGGGAAGAUUCCAAUUCAAAUAAACUUUUGAAUUUAGUGGGCCGUACAGUGAAAUAUGGCCUGCUAAAUUGACCAAUAAUAGUGCAUGUACUAACUGAGAGUUAUAAUAGUGGCUUGUUAUUUCUGAUUCUUGCAUCCUUUCUUUCUCCUUCACAAACUUUUGCAGGUCUUCUCUUAAUGGGGUUCAAACCAAGGUCAUCACUGAAGAACUAUUUUCACCUCAGACCAGCGCAGUUUCUUUAUCCCAAUGAAAAGGUAGUGAAAUAACAUUUUUGUAAAUUUGGCUGCAGAGAUGUAGUAAUGAUAAACAAUUAUUUCUCUUGAAAUAUUAAAGUACAGAAUGUUGACAAGAAUGUUUUUUUUUUCAACUCUAUUUUCAGAAUAUUUCUGGGAGUACAACAUUGUUCUCUGCACUUCUUAACCGAAGUCUUGCUAGAGAUGUGAUUCCAAUAUGCCGGUUGAUUCCAAGGGCCAAUGCUGCUCCAAGAUUUGUAGCUCUACUCCCACAGGUGAGAAUUGCUCUGGCGAUUAAUUAACUAUAAUACAUGUACCUCACAAAGAAGAAAAUUAUCUUUGGGUGGGACAUUAAUUUCUUUUUUGAACACCAUCAUCAAUUGUUCACAAUUUGAAAUGAUAUAAAUUUCAUUUGACCUGAAAAAAUUCACCCUUUUAACUUGCUUUUUGUCUGCAGGUCAAGUGACAUUUAUCUCAUUUGGAAUUAUGAUCAGAUUCCUCUGAGGGAAAGAGGAACCCUUUAAAAAAUUUUAACUUUCUCCCAACAUGAGGCUUUGUAGCUCAGAUUGUAGUAGUACCAAAUUAAUAUCUGGGAGGUAUAGUUCCAAUCCUGUUGAAGCCUUAAGUUUUCCGAGCUUCUUAACUGCAUUGUUUAAAUUGCAGCACAGCUGAGAGGAUCAUUGCAUUUCUUGAUUUUUUUUAUUGUCAUGUGUUUAUGUUACAGGAAGAAGAACUGGAUGAGCAUAAGAACCAAAUUACCCCUUCUGGAUUUCAUCUAAUUUUUCUUCCAUUCACUGAUGAUCUUAGGAAAUUGAAAUAUGAGGAAACUCCUAAAGGUAUCAGGGUUUGUCAGAAUUGAAACAAAGUCAAAAAAACCUACUAAGAAGAUAUUGUUUUUGUGGUAAAGGUUACAAGGUUACAACCUACAGGCAUCAGGGUAAUUUUUACUUGAGAUUUGAACCACACAGUAUUGUUCUAUGAGCCUCAAGGUUUCUUUUCCAUGUCACCUUUUCACCUCUUAUAUUUACAUUUGUUUCAAUAUUGUGUAUCAAUAUAAUAAAUAAAAUGGUAAAAGUGAAGAACAGUUCCCAAAUAUUUCUUGGUAAUUAGUACUGUGAUGAAAAAGUAUUGUUUUAUUAGAGAUAGAGCACAUUUUUCUAAUCCAUGAUUAUUAGUGGUGAUAACUAUUAUUACAGUAUAAUAAUCAUGUAGCCUAAAUUUAGCACUUUUGUUAUUUCUUUAAUUUCAGCCACUACAGAACAAGUGAAUAAAGCAAAGGAAGUGAUCAAGAAACUCACAUUGGGAUUUGAUUGCUCAGAUUUUGAGAAUCCUAGUAAGCUUUUAAAUGGUCUUCAUGCAAUUAUAAAGUAAAUAAUAGGAAUUUUGACCUUUAACAUUUUGUCACCGGUAUUUGUUCUUUUUUUGUAUGAGGCAAUGUAACGGAACUUUUGACCAAUCAAAUCUUUACAACAUCGCAUAAUAAUGUUAUCGACAAUGGAUGGCCUCUUGCUUAGUGGGCACAGUUAGAGGUUCCUCUAAAUUGUAUGAUCUGUUUUUUUUGUUGCUGUUGUUGUUGUUGUUGUUGUUGUUGUUGUGUUUUUUAAUAUAAAUUAAUAUUAUUUAACUCAUUAACUCCCAAAUGUGUAUUCUCUGCUCUACCUGCUACACAUGUCCUUGUAAAUAAGGUACAAGAAUUUGGUGUUAAUCAAAAUCAUAGCAACUUUUACCUGAUAAGUUUGCAUAUUCUCAUUACUUUUUUGCUGGAUAAUGUAUGGAUGCCAUAGGGAGAAGUUACAUGUUAACCACCUCUGUGAGUUAAAGGGUUCACUUAUUUACAGCUCUACAGAAACAUUACAAGAACCUGGAGGCAUUAGCUUUGGAUAGAGAUGAGCCUGAAGAGGUUAUUGACUUAACAGGUGAAUUAUUACUCUCAUAUUAAUUUAUUCUCACAGUAGAAGACAAGUAAGUCAUCAAGUAAAUCAUUUAUUGUUUUUAUUUGGAUUGUUUAAAAUUUUUAGUGUAAGAGUCAAACAUUUUCUAAACCCAUUACACUAAGAUAACUUAUGUUUUUGAUAACAUACCAAUUAUAAAUGUGAAACUACAAGGGAUGCAAUGGAAUAAGGAUUUCAUUGCAAAAAAUUGGGACCAAUUGCCCUGGACAAAGUUACUGUUUUUAAGUGCACUAGGAAGGUGGUGUGGAAAGUGCAGCCCUCAAAUUGAGAGAGUAAGAAACACUUCUAAGCUUUCAAUACUUCAUUAACAGUUGAAUUAAAUGUUUCUCUGUAGAACCAAAGGUAGAAUCCAUUGAUUGCCAAGCCGGGGAAGCCAUAAAAGAGUUUAAAGAUGUAGUUUUUCCUGAUGAUUAUAAUCCAGAUGCCAAACCUGUGCCAAAGAGAAAGGUAUGAAAUGAUUUGAAAAAUGUUCUACCCUCACAGAUUCUCACUCACUCCAGCUGUAGAAAGGUGGUAAAAAGAAACACACCUGAAAACAAACCAGGUUAAGUAACGAACUAAGAAGCAAUUUUAUAGAGAAACUGUGGUGUUGUGUCAGUGAGGGGUAAAAAGAUAAUUUGGUUUAUCAACUGAGUUGAUAAGGUAAAUUGGCCAUUAUAAAGAGUUUUCAAAGCUGAUAUUUCAAGCAGUAGUCCUUUGUCAGAGCCCUUUGUUAGCCCUUCACUUUGAGAAAGAGCUAACACUAAAAAUGUCAGUAUUAGCAACUCUUUACUGUGCUAAUUUACGUCAUCAACUCAGUUGAUAGUACUAAAUUAUUGGGUUAAUCAACCCUUUCACUCCCACAAGUGACCAAGACAGAAUUUCUCCUUACAAUAUCAAUACAAUAUCAAACAGACAAGUGAUGAGAAGAAAGAAAAAUGUAAGUUAGGAGAUUAUAAGUUGAUCUAAUACCAAAUUUGCCAAACUAACAUCACUAGAACAGUAUGGCAAACAGUUAGGAGAAUUACUAAUGAGAUCAUCGGAGUUUAAGGGUUAAUGAUCAACACAGUUUUUUAGUGGACCACUACAUUACCCUAACUAUUGGAUGCUUGGAUUUAAUUGUUUAGGCUGUGGAUUCAUCAGGAGGUGCUGCCAAAAGAACUAAAGCAGGAGAUGGGGUUGAAGUUAACAUGCGAGAAGAGGCACAGCAAGGCAGAGUGAGUGCCAGUAGUUGUAAUAAUGAUAAUGAUAAUAAUGAUUGAUUUCUGUAAUGCCAUAUGGAUAAACCCAUGGAUAAACCCAUGGUUACAACACUUUCUUGGAGACUUUGUUUAGACUCCAUUGAGCAGUUCACAGUUUUCUAAGGAAAUUUUUGAAGGUGCCCCCAAUUUCAAAAUCAAGGCCAGACUUCAACACCAACAGCUUUGUUCCCUACUCUUUGUGAGAAGUGUGUGGGUUCUUUAAUGUCCUCUGCUAACCAGCACUGAGAACAUGUAGCAGACAAGGCCUACAAUUUAUCUUCCUUACCUGUGAAAACUAGAACAUCAAAAUAUUUGUAGAUGUCAUAGGAAAGGCAGCAUAUUCUCUUCAGUUAAUAUAAGACCCUUAGUGUUUGUCCAGUCUGUAGCUUUAACCCUUGACCUUCGCAUGGCAGUCUGACAGUUAAUUCUUUAGAUUGUUUUGUGCUUUGUUCUUGUGUUAGCAAAACUGAGGAUUUAAAGACUGCAGAAACUUCAAAGUAUUACAAAUCCUAAAAAUUUAAUGUAACUCAAACUUGUGUUUCAUGUUUUCAGCUUUCCAAGCUCACUGUCCCAGUGCUUAAAGACUUUGUUAAAGCAGCUGGCAUCAAAUGUGGCUCAAAAAAGGCUGAUCUAAUAGAAGCUAUCAAAGAACAUUUUGGAGUUUGAUGAACAGGUUAAUCUCCUUUUUUAGCAUCAGAGUAAUUACUUCACCCAGUACUUUAAUUUGUAUUUAACGGUGAAUUCCUGAGAAGAAACCAGAAAUCUUUAAUUUCUGAUCUUCAAUUUUAGCUAAACAAGAAACUUUUACAACUUGUAACACAGUUGUAGUAAAAUGUUAGAUUUAUUCCCAGAUGAUAAAUACUGAAUUGAAAAAAAGUAAGCUAUAAAUACAGAUUUUGCCAAUCUUUUUUUUCACUGAUGUUAUAUGUUUGUAUGUUCAGCUAUGACGAACCUAAAAGUGAUUUUGACAAAUACUAAGCUUGGAGGCCAACAAUGUAAAUAACUUAAUUCUUUGUAAUAUUGAGAUGGAUUGCAGAAUUGAGGA